This is a messenger RNA of Monomorium pharaonis (pharaoh ant), 618 nucleotides long. RefSeq names its product COP9 signalosome complex subunit 8-like. Gene Ontology annotation, biological process: protein deneddylation; COP9 signalosome assembly. The record is from RefSeq and is a predicted model, not a curated record. Gene Ontology annotation, cellular component: COP9 signalosome. Lineage: Eukaryota; Metazoa; Arthropoda; Insecta; Hymenoptera; Formicidae.
AUGCACUGUCUGAACGUUUUUGAAGAGUGCUUUGAAAAUUUAGAGUCCAGACAGUCCGGUUGUUCCAACUUUUUGAUUGAGAACGAGUUAGAGAUAACCGAACUAGAGGGUAUUAAUUCUUCGAAAUAUACACCUGCAAAAGUUUAUAUGCGACUGCUGGCUAUCUAUCUUCAUCAGAAUGAUCUGUGCAACGCAAAGUACCUUUGGAAGCGAAUUCCCGCGGACGUGAAGACCGCCCACGAGGAGCUCGGACGAGUGUGGACGGUAGGGCAAUACAUGUGGCAGCGUAACUGGCCCGCGGUUCACACGGCCCUUAACGUAGAGUGGAGCGACGACAUCAAAGACCUUAUGAUAGCCCUAAAAGACAAUGUACGAGAACGGCUAAUGAGGCUGAUAUCAAAGGCGUAUUCCUCUCUAAACUUGUCGACCAUGGCGACGAUGAGCGGAAUGUCGUUGGACGAGGCGCGGCAGGCCGCGAUCGACAGGGGCUGGAACGUUGACGGUACCAUAGUGCAGCCGUGCAAACAGAUCGACGGACAGUACAAUCAAUCGGAUAAGAGCCUGACGGAGGAGCAGCUGCAGAAGCUCACGCAGUUUGUGUCCUUCCUGGAGAAUUGA